Alligator mississippiensis (American alligator) is the source of this 5381-nucleotide messenger RNA. RefSeq names its product trace amine-associated receptor 1. Gene Ontology annotation, biological process: G protein-coupled receptor signaling pathway. NCBI's taxonomy places the organism in Eukaryota, Metazoa, Chordata, Crocodylia, Alligatoridae. The coding region runs from base 2245 to 3405 and encodes 386 amino acids. The record is from RefSeq and is a predicted model, not a curated record. Gene Ontology annotation, cellular component: membrane. Gene Ontology annotation, molecular function: trace-amine receptor activity. The transcript has 3 exons.
UGAGAGGCCCUGCGGGCUUGGCUCAGGCCCAUUCAAUCACAUAGACAAUGUCAAGUUGCCUUAAGGUGUCUACAUGUGGGUUAAGGUGCCUUAACUAAUCACACCUAAAUUUGAUACCUGCUUUAUGCAGGUAUCAAAUUUAGGCAUGAUUAGCCUAAAAUUGCCAUUUUUAAGGCUAAUUACAUUAAGGGUAUACACAUGCAGACCUUCACCCUUAGCACCUUAAAAAUGGCUAAUGAACCUUAAAUUACCAUGUGUAGAUGUGCCCUCUGAAUCCUAUCCCUACCCUCCACUUUAUACUGAUUGCCAACUAGGCAUUAAACCAUGGAUUACUACCAUUUGAGCCUGACGAUUCAGCCAGUUUUCUAUCCACUUUACAAUCCAUUCAUCAUCCUGUACUUGCUUAGCUUGCUUAUGAAAAUUUUGUGGGAGAACAUAUCAAAAGCUUUACUGAAGUCAAGGUAUACCACAUCCGCUGCUCCCCCUCAUAUCCACAGAAUCAGUCAUCUUGUCAUAGAAGGCUAUCAGGUUGGUGAGGCAUGUCUUACCCUUGGUAAAUCCAUGAUGACUGUUCCUAAUCACCUUCCUCUCCUCUAAGUGCUUAAAAAUGUAUUUCUUCAGGCCUGCUUUAUGAAUUUUCCAGGGACGGCAGUAAGGCUGACUGGUCUGUAAUUCCCUGGAUCCUCCUUCUUUAUGGAAGCAGUAAGUAUAGGGCACAUUUUGUAGCCCUAGUUCUUGGGGGAACAUAGGAUUGUAUCCCACAGUUUUCUCUUUAAAAGACAACCAUCUCAGCAACAAACUGGGUAGAAUAUAAUGCACUCUUUUACUAUACAACCCUGAUGUAUUUUCAAAGGAGGUCCAUCCACCUAGUUCUUGUCUCCCUUCCUGAAUCAGUCUCUGAGUCUACACAUUUCCAGGUCUCUUCCACACCUCAGCUCCUUUUCAGAUCUUUCUUCUUCUACCAUCUCUGAUAACCUCCCUGGCUACCGCUCCCUAUAUCCCUGUUCAUCCAUCCAGUCCUACUUUUCCUCCCCCUAACUCUCAGUUACACUUGUUUCUUCUUAUUUCUCCAUAGUAUUGCCAGACUUCCAAUCUAAUUCUUUCUUAUCACUUUGAAUCAGAUUUUGUUCCUGCUGCAUUCAGAUCAGAUGGCUGUUUCCUUUAGCCUGCCUUUGAGACAGCAGGGCCAUCAGGAAGAGCACAGUAAAGACAGAUUGAUCAGUUCUAGUUGUCUGACCUCAGCCCUAACCCAAAGCAGAUCAAAGCAGCCAUUACAGGGAAAGUCUCCCUGAGAUCCCAUGGCCUGAACUGGCACAUGGUCAUUUACUUAUGGGGAUGGUUCACGCACAGUGAGGUCAGCACUAAGAGCUUGGAGAGGAUGGAUCAUGCUCAGAGGGAACAGAGAGCAUUGCAGUAUAUUUAGUGAGUAUGUGUGAAUAGAAUCUUUCAAAGACCAAGAAUAACUUGGUCAAAUUCAGGCAGAUUUUCAAUGGGGAUUACAAAAGGCACAUCCAGGGCACAAAGGCCACCACCUCUUCCUAAUUUCAGGUCCCUAUCACAAGCUUCAGAUGUGUAAGAGCACUGAAACAUCACCAGAAUUUUCAAAAAACAAGAUGUUUUUACCACCCUGGCUCUCAAAAAUAGCCAAAUCAUUUGGGAUGAAAUUGUUCAAAAAUACUUAUCCUGAAGCAUCAACAAUUUCAGCCCAAACAGUUAAGUUCCAGCAAAAUGAUAAGUAACGGAAACAGGAUCAGUAAUAGGAUGUGUCAGGUUACCUUUAUAAGAAGUGGUGUUACUAGCCCUGCCCCUGAUUUGCUCAUAAUAAACAUUUGUGUUUCCCUAGCAUGGAUAUUGCCAUGAGCCUGGCUCUGAUUUAACACAAAGGCAUUUAUCUUUCCCUGAGUUGUUUGCCCGGCUCAGGAAUGAUUUAUUACCUGCUUAUCUUCUCUGAAUAUUAAGUGUUUACGUCACCCUAAUGUAAGAUUUUUCCAACAGGCUGUAAGCGAAAGUCAGACUCAAGUGUGUAACAGCUGAAAUAGUGGGAUACACAUGGAAUAGAUCGCUAAAGCAUCGUAACCACAGGCUGCUUUGACUUUUAUGAGGAACUGACUACUGAGAGAGUACGAAAGAGCACUGUUUACACUACAGAAUACAGUAUAUGCUGUGGGAAAAAUAGGUGUCAGUCACUUCCUUCAUUCUUCUGUUAUCCUGGCUUAAAUCUGGAAUAAUUGCAAAUGAACCACAAUGGAAUUGUUUCAGCUUUGCACCAAUACAGUUACCCUGGCUGGAUGCACAGCAGAGGAAAGCAUAAACAACUCUAAAUGUAUUUCAGCUUUAGGACAGAAGGCGCCCGUGCAAUAUCCUGUGUACUUAAGUGGGUCUGAGCUCUCAGGAAGGAUGCAGUUUUGCUGUGAAUCUGUAAAUGGCUCUUGCAUAAAGAGCAGCUGGUCAAACAGCAUUCGCAUUUCCAUGUAUAUCCUCAUGGUGUGGAUCAUUCUUGCCACUGUAGCUGGAAACCUGACUGUUAUCAUCUCAAUAUCACACUUCAAGCAGCUCCAUACACCUACAAAUUUCCUGAUCCUUUCCAUGGCCGCUGUUGAUUUCUCGUUGGGAUGUUUCGUCAUGCCUUACAGCAUGGUGCGCUCUGUUGAACACUGCUGGUACUUUGGAGAACUCUUCUGCAAAAUCCAUACUAGCACUGAUAUCAUGUUGAGUACGGCCUCCAUUUUCCAUCUCUCCUUCAUUUCUGUUGAUCGCUACUAUGCUGUGUGUGACCCACUGAGAUACAAGUCGAAGAUAAAUACUUUCAUCAUACUGGUCAUGAUCUUCAUUAGUUGGACCAUCCCUGCUAUUUUUGCCUUCGUCAUGAUCUUUCUGGAGCUAAACGUAAGAGGAGCCGAAGAGAUUUUCUAUAAUCACAUCCAUUGCGUAGGAGGCUGCUUUGUCUUUUUUAGUGAAACAUCAGGUGUGAUAGCCUCCAUGUUUUCCUUCUAUAUCCCUGGAUUUGUUAUGUUAUGUGUCUAUGGGAAAAUAUAUGCCAUAGCAAAGAGGCAGGCAAGAUCCAUUAAAGAUACAAGUAGCCAAACUCAGAUCCGACUUGAAAUGAAGCACCACAUUUCACGAAGCAGAGAAAGAAAAGCCGCAAAAACCUUAGGCAUAGUGAUGGGAGUUUUUCUUUUAUGUUGGACUCCAUUUUUUUUCUGUACUGCCACCGAUCCCUUCAUGAAUUAUGUCACACCUCCUGUUCUCAUAGAUGCAUUGGUUUGGUUUGGUUACUUGAAUUCUACAUUUAACCCAAUAGUUUAUGCCUUUUUUUACACAUGGUUUCGCAGGGCACUAAAAAUGAUUCUACUGGGUAAAAUUUUUCAAAAGGACUCUUCCAGAACUCAAUUAUUUUCAGAGUAAUGCACGUAGAACUGUUGGACCAUUCUCUGUUGUUUGGAGAUCGUAUUUAUGAAAGCAAGAGCUAACAGUGAAGGAGUUGACAAAUGCUUGCUUACUCACUUGUCAAAUCUGUUCAGGUAGCCAACCAUAGUACCUGAAACCUUUUCCCACUACUGCCUGGAACUUGCACCAAAUGAACCUUGGUUCUUUUGUUAUAUUCAUGAAAGACUGGUUUAAUGUUUACAGUGUGCUGAGCUCUAUACUAUACACUUUAGACAAAGUUUGCAAUGUAAAAAAACCUUAUAUCAGUGUAUGUGGAGGUAUAUCAUUCUAAUGCAAGAAACAGUGGAACAAGAGAAACAAAUAAAUAAAACAUUUAUUUGUUUUACUGGUGCAAAUACAUUUUAAUAUCUGUAUGAAUCUUCUGCCCUGUAAGGAAUGUGCAAAAUGGGUUUCCUGUUGGAUCUACAAAUGGAUUUGAAGUGAUGACCUAAAGCAGGAGUUGUUAACCAAGGGUACGCGUAUCCCCAGGGGUACUUGAGAAGGCCCCUAGGGGGUACAUGCGGGUGGGUGGGGAUGAAGCACUACCGCACAUCAUCCUAUGCUGCCAUGCAGGUGCCACCUGCCUGACCAGACACAGGAGACAGGGAAAGCUUGCACGUGGUGGCUGCUGCUGCUCCGCAUUCAGCCUUGCAACACCCCCUUCCCCCCCACCUUGCUCCGUAUUUGGCCACGGGGGGUACACUGCUCUGCGUCCAGCCACCAGGGGUACACUGAUCCAAAAAGGUUGAAAACCCCUGACCUAAAGAAUGAGGGGGUCUGGUUUAAAGCAAUCCCUCUUUCAAUGCUUAUUUACAUUUAAUGAGGUUAGCAUUGAAGAUUGCAUGUCAAAAAGUAUAAAAACGGUAAGUGACCCUUUCAUGCAACAAAUUCAGAAGGAACAUUGAACAGCAAGGGACUGGCACUAAAAAUGUUUCUGGGGGAGUUGUUCAGUGUGAAACCUCCCCCUCUCCCCUUCUGCUUGUACCUGCCAAAGACUGGGUGAUCCCAGUAUGGGGAAAGUGUGGGAAGCAGCUGCUGCUCCAGUCCCCUGUUCCUUAGGGGACAGGAGCAGUGGGACCAAAGCUCCCCACCCACCCCUCACUCCAGGGACCCCAGUCUGAGGAAAGGAUGGGAAGCAAAGAACGGUUGCUCCUCUGCUUGGCUCCUGGUCUCAGGAAGGCAUGGGGAACAUUUUUCCACUGCUUGAUUUUUUCCAACCCUUGGGAAGGCAGGGGAAGCAUUUCACUACCACUAAACUCCUGUUGGUCCCCUGAAGGACUCAAGCAGCAGGAAAGUGUACAGAUAUUUAUCCUGCUAGGAGAAACUUUCCCAGGAGUGACAUCUACUGGACUGAAGAUGGGUUAUUUUUCUCCCAGAACUACCAUUUUUGUUCUGGGAGAAAAUCUGUGAAUGACUUUAUGCUUAUGGUUUAUACUAUGAGAGCUAUGAUUCUCCUGGUAGAAACUAAAUGCCUGUAUGUGGCAUAAAACAUUUGUCAAUCAAAAUAUUUUGUUAGCUUUUACAGUAUGACAUUGUUAUGUUAAAAUUAAUGUUCUAUCAAACUGUAAUAGAAUAAUACCUUUGGUUUGAUCCUGCAAAUAAUAUCAGAAAUUGUACUUGCUACUGGGGGGAGUAAUGGAGAGGUGCCAGUGAACUAUAUGUUGUAGGAAGAGCUCUGCUAAGUAUAAAUGUAUAAAGGAUUGGAUCCUGCUUCCUUUUGGUUGGGAAAAAUACAUGUGCCAUUUGUCAGAUCUUGUCUGUUUUUGUACAAUUAGCAAAAAGAGAAUAAAUAUUAGCUGUUAGUGUUUCCCUGGGAAAUGAAAAUAAUGCUACAUUUCAAUAGACCAAAAUACCAAUAUCCCCUAUUGCCUCUUUUAAUAUAUUGUUGUUUCAUUGCCAUUUUGUAAAUCUGUAUUCUCCCAAGCUAACUAAAAAUAAACCAUGGCUGAAAUAUA